UAGCUCGUCACCUAACGGGAUCCUAAAUUAAGAGUCCAUGUUUUAGAUAAAAAGCUGGAUGGAUCUGAGAUAACAUGGAAGGAAAAUCAUGGAAGGCUCGUUCUCUGGGUCUGUGUCAGCCUGACAUUGCAAACCGGCAUCUGAGUUCAGCCCCGCUUUGCACAGCCACUGCACGAAGGAGGGAUUCACGGGGUGUCAGGAGCUGUGUCCUCAACUGGGGAGGUGCCCUGGGGACCCCCCUCACACCCACCCCCCUCACAGCCAGCCCACACCGAUUUAGAAGCCACAAGGUGUAGAUCCAUCCUCCUUCCCUCACACAGAACCGUCACACUGAAGGGUAACUGCAUGUCAGGAUGGCAACUUCAAACCUGGAGAACCAGCUCCAGAGUGCCCAGAAGAAUCUGUUGUUUCUCCAGCGAGAACAUGCCAACACACUGAAAGGCCUGCACGCUGAGAUCCGCCGCCUGCAGCAGCACUGCACAGAUUUAACCUAUGAGCUGACUGUAAAGAGUUCAGACUUGUCAGGAAUUGGUAGUUCAAGAAGUGAUGAACUCAAAAGAAAGUGUGAAGAUCUUGAGGCUCAGCUGAAAGUCAAAGAGGCUGAAAAUAAUGAAUUAUUGAAAGAACUCGAACAAAAGAAUGCGAUGAUAAUGGUGCUGGAAAACACAAUUAAAGAAAGAGAAAAGAAGUACUUGGAAGAGUUAAAAAUGAAAAGCCAUAAGCUCAAUAUGCUGUCAAGUGAACUAGAGCAGAGAGCGAGCACUAUUGCUUAUUUAACUUCUCAACUGCAUGCGACUAAGAAGAAGCUGAUGAGUUCAAGUGGGACUUCGGAGGGGACCCCUUCUGGCAGCCCCGUCCUGUCCAACUAUAAGCCGUCCCCUCCCAAAGAUAAACUGCCGGAGACUCCGCGGCGCAGAAUGAAGAAGAGCCUGUCGACACCGCUGAACCCCGAGUUUGAAGAGGCCUACAGAAUAGGGUCGGAUAGCCGGAAGCUGCUGCUAAGGGAGCCUGUGGAUGCCAUGCCCGAUCCCACUCCGUUUCUGCUGGCCCGGGAAACGGCAGAGGUGCAUCUUAUUAAGGAGAGGCCGUUAGUUAUUCCGCCUAUUGCUUCGGAUCGUGCAUCCGGUGAAUCGCAGAGCCCAGCCCGAGAGAAGCCGCACAAGGCGCACAUCGGGGUGGCGCAUCGCAUCCACCACGCCGCGCCGCCCCAGCCUCAGCCGGAGGUGGAAACGCUGGCGGUGGAUCAGGUCCAUGGCAGCAAAGUGGUCAGAAAGCACUCAGGGACAGACAGAACUGUUUGAGUAAAUCACUGAAACGCUCUACUCUGUGGCUGUUUAUGCACUGUGAUCCUGUAGGAUAAAGAGCACCUGCAGUAAAGUUUCUUUUGAUGCCCCAUGCAUGCCAAACUUCUUCCAGAUACAUCAUUAAUAGAUUAUGCUCCUCUAAUGAAACCUAAUAGGACUGUGUUCAUAUGGCAAGGUAUAUAACUACUAAAUGCUGUGGCCAAAUCAGGGGUACCUGACCGCUUGCUUCUGAGCACUGCUCCAUUUAUGUAACUACACACGUGGACAAAGGCACAGGCUGCAGGCUGCAUUAUUAAUCAAUAUUAGUGAAAACAAAUUUAACUCUAAACCUGCAGCGGUAUGUAUUGGCUGUUGAAGUAUGAACUUGCAGUGGUUCUUUUGUCUUCACUGUGUAUGUAAGCACUUCAUACCCAAACAUCUCCAUAACAAAGCCUUUCACACAGUAGCAUUGGAAAUAGUGCAGAUGUACGUACACUUUAAAAUGAACUGAGGGUGUCUUUUCCUUCACGUGCACAUGCUCUUGAUUGCAAAUUGUGUUCACAGUUUUUCUUUCUCCAAAUCCUGAGAGUCCCAGCAAGUGUUACUUGAUUAAUCCUAAACGCUUUGGUUUGUGGCUUUGUUUAAGUGAAAAAUGGGGCGGGGGGUGGGGGGGGGACAAAGCACUCUUUAAAAGGGUUAGUGCUCCUCAUAGACAAGUAUGAACACGGGGUUGUUGGGGGGAGGGGAGGGGGGGUGUUUGUGUGUUUGACUUUUGUUUUAUUUUAACCUGAAUGGCUCCAUCACACAUUUUACACUAGUCAGUACACUGCACUUGUAGCACCUUCCAUACUGGCUCAGAGCUCCUUUUCCAGGGAGAAAACGUAACUGUCUAUCCAAUAUGGAAAUGGUUCUUUAUGCUCUAACCUGCACUUUUUUUGUAAAGGGUUUCUUCUUGUUUCCUGAAAACCUUAGUCUUGUUCUGGGCAUUAUCAGACAGUGCUGGCUUCUGCCAGCUUAGAAACCUGAGCUGUCCUCUAAAAUAUAUUUAGUUUUAAAUGUAAGUGAUGUAACCAAUUCUUACAGGCAGAAAACCUGGCAUCCUCGACACUCACCUUCGUGGAUGGGGACGGACUCGCCUUGCACUUGCCCUGCUUCCCCUGCUCCUCCCUAGUAAGCAACAGGUAGACCCAACACCUGUUAGACUACUUGAUUAUUUUUUAAUUAUUUUUUUUCCCUAGGAAAGAAAGGCAUACCGCGAGCUGUGAGAGUAUGUAAUUUUGGGAAAGGUGCACAUAUUUGACCAGUUUUCUUAAAUUCUGAUCAGCGCCUCCAGCUCACCUCUGCUUCGCUCUUGUCUGCAGCCUCUGAGUAGGACCAGCAAGAAACAACGGCUCCCAAAUGCUGCUAAGCUUAUGAUGUGCCUUCGAAACCUCGGAACGCGUAAUCUCUGUGAAGGCUGGUGAAGGAUCCCUGCCUGCCCUCUUUCCUUCCCCUUGCCAGCUGUACUCUGCCCCUCGUAAGCUUUUUCUGCCGCUGUGUUGGUGUGUGUCUCCCUCUGGAGCCCCGGCUCCCUGUCCCUCUGUCAGCCUGCCCCCGAGGCGCUGGCAGGGUGACAGAAGCUGUUCUUCCCCACUGUGGUACUGCUGAGUUUCCCGUGCAGCAUGGCGCCUCACAGCAGGGUGUUCCCGGCCAGAGCAGGUUCCAACAUCCCCUCGCCCCCCGCACUCUCACGACUCAGUCGCUCGCUGUUCUGAAGCCCAAGAAACGCUCUGCAGUGUGAGGCCGUGCUGGUUGGGGGGUAGGAUUUGUAUCAUGAAGGGCAGGGGGGUAGGGAGAAGCCAUGUUCCUGGAGAAAAGUUGGUUAAAGAAAGUUUGUUAGUCUGUGGUUUACUAUUUUGAAGUGUAUUGCAGUAACCAGUUUUUUGGUUUUGGCUUCUUUGGUGAUUGUUGCCAUAUUUUUAUGGCAAUCUGUUGUAUGACUGAUCUACCCUGCUGCUUGUUCAAGGAUGGAAGGCACCGCUUCUAAGCACAGCAGAAGUGAUGCUUUGGGCAAUUAAAAACACUUCUUACAACCCUAUGGGCAAACCCCA
Molecule: messenger RNA, 3373 nt
Organism: Tyto alba (common barn owl)
Lineage: Eukaryota; Metazoa; Chordata; Aves; Strigiformes; Tytonidae
Gene: CCDC92
Product: coiled-coil domain containing 92
Exons: 5
Coding region: 354-1301 (315 amino acids)
Cellular component (GO): centriole
Source: RefSeq, a predicted model, not a curated record